Messenger RNA from Camelina sativa (false flax), 1123 nucleotides. RefSeq lists its product as uncharacterized. The record is from RefSeq and is a predicted model, not a curated record. Gene Ontology annotation, molecular function: RNA cap trimethylguanosine synthase activity. NCBI's taxonomy places the organism in Eukaryota, Viridiplantae, Streptophyta, Magnoliopsida, Brassicales, Brassicaceae. Gene Ontology annotation, cellular component: nucleus. Gene Ontology annotation, biological process: 7-methylguanosine cap hypermethylation.
UCGAAGAACCACACUCGUCGGACCAUCGGAGGCGUUGAAUUGGAGAACACACGAGAGUGGACUCUUUGACUCAGGAGGACGAGUCAGUCACACGACACAACACAGAGCUCCAUUCCAUGAAGGCCAAGAAACGAUCGCGCUUGAAAAAAGGGAAAAAACUAUCGAUAAAGAAAGAAAACGGUACGAGUGCUAAGAUCAGCAAGUACUGGUUUCAACGUUACGAUCUCUUCUCAAGAUAUGACCUAGGUAUCGAGAUGGACGAGGAAGGAUGGUACUCUGUUACCCCCGAAGAGAUUGCUAUCAAACAGGCUGAGAGAUGUCGGGGCCAAGUCGUCAUUGAUUGCUUCUCAGGCGUUGGUGGUAACACUAUUCAAUUUGCCAAACUAUGUUCUUCUGUUGUUGCUAUCGACAUUGAUCCGGUGAAAGUUGAAUUGGCAAUGAACAAUGCAUUGGUUUAUGGAGUUGCUAAUCGUGUUGAUUUUCUCAUUGGUGAUUUCUUCCACUUAGCUCCAUCUCUUAAAGGAGAUGUAGUGUUUCUUUCACCACCAUGGGGAGGACCAAUGUAUAAAGAAGUUGAGAGUUACAAGAUGGAUAUGCUCCAACCGAGAGAUGGGUACACAUUGUUUAAGAUUGCCCUGUCCAUUGCACCUAACAUUAUAAUGUUUCUACCGAGGAAUGUUGAUUUAGCCCAAGUGGAAGAACUCGCUUGGCUCUCGUCUCCUCCUCUAACUCUUGAGAUAGAAGAAAACUUUGUUGGAGGCAGAAUGAAAGCCAUAACAGCUUAUUUUAGUUGCAAUGCAGUGUAGUUGAGAAAUAGGAACCAUUGCUUUAAGUGAACUAUCUUUUUGCAUUAGGAAAUAGAGGAUUUGAUCAUUGACACUUAUCAUUCAAUAUCUGUUCCUACAAAAUUUCUUCAACAGAUUUUUUUCUACUAAUAUAAAUUCUACUUCUAACAAGGACACAAAACUGUCUUUCUUUUUUAUAAAUUUUAGUUUACGUGUGACUUAAAAAUGGAACCUUAGAAAAGGAUUUACCACACAAUGAAUGACAAGAUGAGGAGUCAGAUGAUCAGUCCUCCCUAGUAGAGGAAGAGCAAAGCGUUUAGGUUCUUUUGAGAAAUGUA